AUGUCGUUCUUCCAGCCCUUCCACAUCUUUACCCCUUCGCCAAUCCUAGGCUAUGGCUUCGAUCUGGACGAGUUUUGGCGGACCAUUCGUGAGGCGCGACCGGCAGCCAUCAUUCUUGACUCUGGGUCGACGGACCCUGGUCCCUAUCUUCUAGGCACAGGCAAGACUUUAUGCUCCAGGAAAUCUUACAUCAGAGACCUCUCUCCGAUUCUGGAGGCAUGUUCAACCUACGAGAUAAAGCUCCUCAUAAGCUCUGCGGGAGGAGCUGGCACCAAUCAACAGGUUGAUCUGUUGGUCUCCAUCAUCCGCGAACUUUGCGAGCAGAAGUCAUUCAGUUUCCACCUAGUCACCAUCAAAUUCAGAGACGAUCACGAUGCAACAGUAUCUAAAUUACGGGCGGGCGACCUGUCCUCUUGUUCAUUAAGCCCUCCCUUGGAAGAAGCCGACAUAUGCAACGCCGUGACGGUGGUCGGCCAAAUGGGAGCUGAGCCAUUUCUCGAGAUCUUAAAGGACCCUUCCGUGAAUAUCAUUGUGGCAGGACAAUCGUACGACCCUUCACCGUUUACAGUAUUCUGUAUAUAUCAUGGUGUCCGGGAAAGCCCAGCCUGGUAUGUGGGAAAGAUUAUAGAGUGCGGCGGCCUUUGUACCAUCCCUAAAGGCCGGUCGAUCCUGGCCACGAUGUUCCAGGAUAGUUUUAUCCUAACUCUAACCGACCCCAGCCAGAAGUGCACCCCGGUGUCCGUAGCGGCACACACUUUAUACGAGAAGACUCGUCCAGACAGACUGCCUGGACCAGGCGGGGUGCUAUACCUUAACGAGUUUAAACUCGAAGGGGCCACACACGUUAGCUUCCGAACCACCUUUAUCGGAGGCAUUCGAGAUCCUAUUCUCAUCGCAGGCAUCGACGAGUUUCUCGACACCGUGCGAAGCAUCACUAAAGAGGCAUUCUCAGCGCUCGCCACCAAAGCAGAACCCCAGAUAAUCUUUCAUAUCUACGGGAAAAACGCCGUCCCAGAUGAGAUGGAAAUCGAGACCACGCUGGGGCACGAAAUUAGGGUCUUGGGAGAAGUAGUGGCCGAGACUCAGGAGCUGGCCGAUGCAAUCGCCGGCUUCUCUCGCACGGUCCUUCUACACGGCGCCUACAAGGGCCAACUCGCCACGGGUGGUAAUCUGGCGUCUCCAUUGGUGCCACUGGAAUCGCCUAUGGGUCCCGUGUUCAAGUUCUCAGUCUAUCACUUGAUGAACGUACAAGAUCUACUCGCCCUAUUCCCCAUCGAAUACUUGUUCAUUAGAGCGAAGAAGACCGCGGUGAAGAAGGCCCUCCUCGCAGACUCAUCCUUCACGCAGAAGGGCCUUUCUACCAGCCUUGGAGUAUUGCAUAAGGAGAUUCCUCCACCGACUGUCUCGGGGGAACCCGCGACGAGAGCACCUAUAGAUUCUUCUAGAGUUGGUGUGCCGCUGAAAGAUAUGGCGCGUGUGGUUCGGUCCAAGAACUCGGGCCCAUUCGAAAUCACCUUAGACGUUCUCUUUGGGAGUCAAUGUUGGACUUCCAGCACGUUAAAAACUCCGGCAUGCUCACCGCCGAGCUCGUUCAACGGCUCUAUCGCCUCAAGUCGCCCGCAGAUAUCGUGA
Messenger RNA from Cladophialophora psammophila CBS 110553, 1632 nucleotides. RefSeq lists its product as uncharacterized. The coding region runs from base 1 to 1632 and encodes 543 amino acids. The transcript has 2 exons. NCBI's taxonomy places the organism in Eukaryota, Fungi, Ascomycota, Eurotiomycetes, Chaetothyriales, Herpotrichiellaceae. The record is from RefSeq and is a predicted model, not a curated record.